GGCCAGGCUGGGAGGGACGAGAGGGGGCGGGCCCGGCUGCGUUCGCCUAGCCGGCACUCGGGAGCAGCGGGCGUCCGAACCCCAGACCAGAGCUCGGCGACUCCGAUCGUGACACUGGCCCCGGCACGCUUCCUCGGGGCCCCGCCUCGGGAGCAGCCCCUGCUUGCAGCCUCGGGUCCUCCCCAGAAUCCCAGACUCCAAGCUACGAGCAGACGCGGGCUGCGGGGAAGCGAGGUCCCCAGACCCGAGAGGACACGCACGACGCUGGGAGAGAGCUGCUAGCUGCAGGGCCACCACAGGGGCCUCAGGGGCGCAGACCUGCAGAGCUGGAGGCCGGCGGGAAGGUUGGCUGCUGGAGGAAACGUGCAGAGUAAAUGAAGAGAACAAACUUGAAUAACUCCUUCCAGAAGAAAAGGGAAGCAAACUUGGCUGCAGACCCCGAGUCUUGCAAAAGCUGCAGCCCCGCCUCAGAGCAGGGUGGCAGCCGAGGCAAUGGUGGGAGUUCUGAAGAUACCUCAUGGCUACUGAGGACACUGCUGGGUCAGGGAGCAGAGUGGCGGGCAUGGUGUGCAGUCUGUGGGUCCUCGUUCUGGGGCCCUCGGUUCUGGCUCUGGAAGAAGUACUGCUGGAUACCACAGGAGAGACCUCUGAGAUUGGCUGGCUCACCUACCCACCAGGUGGGUGGGACGAAGUGAGUGUCCUAGAUGACCAGCGCCGUCUGACUCGGACCUUCGAAGCAUGCCACGUGGCAGGGGUCCCUCCAGGUGCCGGACAGGACAAUUGGCUGCAGACACACUUUGUGGAGCGGCGAGGGGCGCAGAGGGCACACAUCCGCCUUCACUUCUCUGUUCGAGCAUGUUCCAGCCUGGGUGUCAGUGGGGGUACCUGCCGGGAGACCUUCACCCUUUACUACCGGCAGGCUGAGGAGCCUGACAGCCCCGACAGCAUUUCAGCCUGGCACCUCAAACGCUGGACCAAAGUGGACACGAUUGCAGCCGAUGAGAGCUUCCCUGCCGCCGCCUCCUCCUCCUCUUCCUCAUGGGCUGUGGGACCCCACAGGACUGGUCAGCGGGUGGGGCUUCAGCUGAAUGUCAAGGAACGCAGCUUUGGUCCUCUCACUCAGCGCGGCUUCUAUGUGGCCUUCCAGGACACAGGGGCCUGCCUGGCCCUUGUGGCAGUCAAGCUGUUCUCCUACACCUGUCCCUCGGUCCUGCGGGCCUUUGCCUCCUUUCCUGAGACGCAGGCCAGUGGAGCUGGAGGCGCCUCCCUGGUGGCAGCCGUGGGGACCUGUGUAGCUCAUGCAGAACCAGAGGAGGAUGGAGUUGGAGGCCAGGCAGGGGGCAGCCCCCCACGGUUACACUGCAAUGGGGAAGGCAGGUGGAUGGUAGCUGUGGGUGGCUGCCGCUGCCAGCCUGGUCACCAGCCUGCCCGUGGAGACAAGCUCUGCCAAGCCUGCCCUGAAGGGUCCUAUAAGGCCCUGGCUGGGAACGUCCCUUGCUCAGCAUGUCCGGCCCGCAGCCACUCCCCUGACCCUGCAGCCCCAGUAUGCCCUUGUCUCCAGGGCUUCUACAGGGCCAGUUCUGACCCCCCAGAGGCUCCAUGCACUGGCCCUCCGUCUGCUCCCAGGGAGCUUUGGUUUGAGGUGCAAGGCUCAGCACUCAUGCUGCACUGGCGCUUGCCCCACGAGCUGGGCGGACGAGGGGACCUGCUCUUCAAUGUUGUGUGCAAAGAGUGUGGAGGCCACCGGGAGCCCAGCAGUGGGGGGACCUGUCGUCGCUGCAGGGAUGAGGUGCAUUUCGACCCCCGCCAGAGGGGCUUGACGGAGAGUCGAGUGUUAGUUGGGGGGCUUCGAGCACAUGUGCCAUACAUCUUGGAAGUGCAGGCUGUCAAUGGGGUGUCUGAGCUCAGCCCUGACCCUCCCCAGGCAGCAGCCAUCAAUGUCAGCACCAGCCAUGAAGUCCCUUCGGCAGUUCCUGUGAUGCACCAGGUGAGCCGGGCAGCCAACAGCAUCACAGUGUCCUGGCCACAGCCUGAGCAAACAAAUGGGAACAUCCUCGACUACCAGCUGCGAUACUAUGACCAGGCAGAAGACGAAUCCCACUCCUUCACCAUGACCAGUGAGACUAAUACUGCCACUGUGACACAGUUGAGCCCAGGCCACAUCUAUGGCUUCCAGGUGCGGGCACGGACUGCAGCUGGCCAUGGUCCCUAUGGGGGCAAAGUCUAUUUCCAGACCCUGCCUCAAGGUGAGCUGCCCUCCCAGCUUCCAGAGAAGCUUUCCUUGGUGAUUGGGUCCAUCCUGGGGGCCUUGGCCUUCCUUCUACUGGCAGCCAUCACUGUACUGGCUGUCAUCUUCCAGCGGAAACGGCGUGGGACCGGCUACACAGAACAGCUGCAGCAGUACAGCAGCCCAGGGCUUGGAGUGAAGUAUUACAUUGACCCUUCCACAUAUGAGGACCCCUGCCAGGCUAUCAGAGAGCUUGCUCGGGAAGUUGACCCUACAUAUAUCAAGAUUGAGGAAGUCAUUGGGGCAGGUUCCUUUGGAGAAGUGCGUCGGGGCCGAUUACAACCCAGGGGAAGGCGGGAACAGGCUGUGGCUAUCCAGGCCCUGUGGGCAGGAGGUGCUGAGAGCCUGAAGAUGACCUUUCUGGGCCGAGCAGCACUGCUGGGCCAGUUCCAGCACCCCAAUAUCCUACGGCUGGAAGGUGUAGUCACCAAGAGCAGGCCUGUCAUGGUGCUGACGGAACUCAUGGAGCUUGGUCCCCUGGAUAGCUUCCUUAGGCAGCGGGAGGGUCAGUUCAGUAGCCUACAGCUGGUGGCCAUGCAGCGGGGUGUGGCUGCUGCCAUGCAGUACCUGUCCAGCUUUGCCUUUGUGCAUCGAGCACUCUCUGCCCGAAGUGUGCUGGUGAACAGCCACCUGGUGUGCAAGGUGGCCCGACUUGGUCACAGUCCUCAGGGUUCAAGUUCCUUGCUUCGCUGGGCAGCCCCAGAGGUCAUUACACAUGGGAAGUAUACAACAUCCAGCGAUGUCUGGAGCUUUGGAAUACUUAUGUGGGAAGUGAUGAGCUACGGAGAACGGCCCUACUGGGAUAUGAGUGAGCAGGAGGUACUAAAUGCAAUAGAGCAAGAGUUCCGGCUGCCUCCACCUCCAGGGUGCCCCACUGGACUACAUCUACUGAUGCUAGACACUUGGCAGAAGGACCGUGCCCGCCGGCCUCAUUUUGACCAGCUUGUGGCUGCAUUUGACAAGAUGAUCCGAAAGCCAGAUACCCUACAGGCUGAAGGGGGCUCCGGGGACAGGCCUUCCCAGGCUCUUCUGAACCCUGUGGCCUUGGCGUUUCCUUGCCUCGACUCUCCCCAGUCCUGGCUCUCAGCCAUUGGACUAGAGUGUUACAAGGAUAACUUCUCCAAGUUCGGCCUUUCCACCUUCAGUGAUGUGGCUCAGCUCAGCCUAGAAGACCUUCCAGGUCUGGGCAUCACCCUGGCUGGCCACCAGAAGAAAUUACUGCAUAACAUCCAGCUCCUCCAGCAGCACCUGAGGCAGCCAGGCUCAGUGGAGGUGUAAAGUCUGGUCGGGAAUCUUUGAGCCGCUGAAGCCCCAACCCAGUCCUGGACAUAGGGUGGAGGAAGUACGUGUGAGACUGAGCCAGGCUUUAUUCUGGCCUCCAUGCCUGUCGCAUUAAACCCAGCCCACUGGACACUGCAUCCCCAAACCCUGCCCUUCCAACAGCCUCCCCCAUAUUAAAGGGAAAGAAGGGAAUUUACAAGUUUAGGUGUGUCCAUGCCUCAGUCUGCAAGGAAGGGCUAGGGAGGCCUUGGGGAGGGGCAGAGCUGCAUGACAGGGUGGGCCGGUGGUUAAGUUCACUGAAACAUAAAGGGAGCUGGGUGGGGAUCCGGAAAUGACUUUAUUGAAGGUGGCAAGGCUCGUCCCAGCUUCCCCACCCCAUGACUGGUGCCUGUAUCUCUCCAUCACACACCUUCCCACAAGCUCAGUCUUCUCCAUCAACUGUCUGGAGCACUCUGGGAAGAGUCCUGUCCCCUCCUACUUACAAGAUGGCAAACCUGUCUUUAAAGUGCUCUGGUGUGCACUGGAGCUUCCAUGCCAGAACAAGGAAUGUUGGGUUAAGGCAAGGACCAGAGAGAGUCUUCUUCCCUUUGCCCCAAGCUGAAGGAGUUGUGGAGACCUGGAACAUUUAUUCCCAGUGUGCAUUCCUUAACAUGGUCCUCCCUCUACCCCCCUUGGACUCGGGGGAUGACUUCUACUUUUUAACUGGUUUUCUUUCAUUCUGUUGUGAUGCGUGGUGAGAGCUGACCUUCAGAUCUGGUACUCCCAGCCCUCCCCAUCUUCUAGGCCCCGGUUGACUAUCCCUUGAAGGUCCCUCCUCAGAGUCCCCCGUCGAAGCCUUUCCCAGUUGAUGCUGCUCUGGGAGGUGCUUCGAGACACUGAGGGUGUGGGAAAGGUCAGGUAGGCACCAAAGGAACGUGCCGUCUCCAGUUUUUCUCCUGAGUUUUUUUCCAAGUCCUCUGAGCAGAGGCCAUCGUGUUGCCGGAAGGCCUGUGCAUAGCGGCGGAUGCGUUGCCUGUUGAGAUCUUGCCUGUCUUCCACCCUGGAGGGAGUGGGAGGAGGGAUUCAGAGAACGUGGAACAGAAAAGAAGACCUAAGAUCAAAACUUCUCAUUCAGCCCCGCCAUUGUUGGAGGUUCUGUGCAGCCACUUUGCUGACACAGAGCACCAGCCCCCUCAGCCACUAGCUUUCAGGAAGCGGUAGGCUCUGAGGAAUCUUAGGAGCCCAAGCUCAAAAUGGGAGUCCCGUCCUCAAUAGCCACACUUGCGACAAUGAAGCAUGGGGUCUAGGAAGUGUACAGCCCUCCGUAUAGCUUCUAGAAACAAGAAGACACCAUGCAAAGUGACUGCUUAGGUAAUACCACUAAUGGACCAUGUCACUUACCGCAGGAACCACCGGUCCCCAAGUCCAUACUCGCGCCCACAGAUACCAGAGCGAGGCCACAGACAGCGAGGCAGCUUCCGCUCCAGCAUCACAGUGGUGGCUACAACCUGUAUUUCGGGACAGAAAGGGAAGUCAGAGAGGUUGGGUACAGCGGAGAAGGGCAGGGAGAAGAAAGGAAACCAGGCAGAAAGAAGACAAUUUAGUAACAAACUCUGGGGGUUAUGACGCUCUAAAAUGGAACCAAGACCCCAAACCAAGAUGUGGCAAGAACUUGGUAGAGCCCCUUCUGUGUGAGAGAGUGGAUGAGACUUGAGCCUCACAAUUCUUUACCCUAUGACUUGAAAGCCAUGGCAAAGCCAGGUGAAGUGUGGGUGGCCUGUAAGAGUUUCCCCCCAAGAGAGACCUUGACCAAAGGUAUAGGCAAGAGUGUAGAAGACAUAGAGGAGUUUCACAGGUCUCAGAAUGCUUUGAGCCUGCAUACAUAAGGUGAUUUAAAAAUAUAAACAUUCUGCUUGGAAACCUAAUAUCAACAUACUCUCAAAAUAUUUCUCCCAGCAAACCCUUCUUAGCCGGGUUAGGUUUCACUCCAUUUCCACACAUCACAGUUAAAUGCUUUCUAGGAUUUUAUAGUUCCAUUUUUAUUUUCCUUAAAUUAUUUUUGUUGAGAUACAUUCUUUUCCAGGUAUAUUUUUAAGUGAAGACUUGAUUCAUCACAUUGUCCUUUAUGCCCAUCAUAAUAUAACUUAACUGAAGAUAGCUUCUGCUGCUAAAGAAAGUGCUU
Onychomys torridus (southern grasshopper mouse) is the source of this 5729-nucleotide messenger RNA. It is a transcript of the gene Ephb6, whose product is annotated as EPH receptor B6. Gene Ontology annotation, biological process: cell surface receptor protein tyrosine kinase signaling pathway; central nervous system projection neuron axonogenesis; axon guidance. The transcript has 18 exons. The coding region runs from base 518 to 3565 and encodes 1015 amino acids. Gene Ontology annotation, molecular function: ATP binding; transmembrane-ephrin receptor activity; protein binding. Gene Ontology annotation, cellular component: plasma membrane; neuron projection. The record is from RefSeq and is a predicted model, not a curated record. Lineage: Eukaryota; Metazoa; Chordata; Mammalia; Rodentia; Cricetidae.